CAAUUACUUAAUUUUUGCUACUCCCAGUUGAAAUAGUUUAAGUACGUGUUUGUGCCACAUAAAGUAAGUUAUUAUACAUGUUAAUAUAAUCAAAAACUAAAGUGCAAAUUUAUAUUUAUUAAUCACAAAUCUUAAUCACAAAUUUCAGACUACUCGGCUAUGUAUUGCGGUUUGUUAAUAUUUUGUGCAUUUUAUAUUUUAAAAAUGACAUUUGGAGAUCAAUCAUCUUUAUAUCUAAACGAGAUUCGCAGUUUAAGUGAAUUGCCAAUGGAUAAACUAAUUCAUAUAAAAUCUUCCCUUGCAAAUAAUAAUGACAUUACUGAUGAAAAUGAAAAUGAAGAUAUCAACAUGUCCAGAACAUUUCCGUUGACGCUGCCAAUGGCGAUGCCAAUGGCAUUGAAGAGAAAUAACAAGAAGCCUAUAAAACGAUACGAAGAACAUUAUGAUGAAAAAGGCAAAGACUCGAAGAUUUCAAAAAUCUUUCAGCUAGCAGUAACUGCACUCUCUUUUCUCGCAUUCGGUGGUUAUCUCCUUACACUCAUAAUUACAGCGAUUCAGCGCAAUACGUCCAAUGGAAACGGAAAUGUCGUCGUAUUUUCGAAUCUGCAAAGCCUACAGAAACUAAACCGCCCCAAACGGAACAUUUUAAUAUUUGAUCCAAUGGAGAAUAACUUUGAAACGGACAAACUCUAUGAAGGAAUGAUUAUGCUUUCAAGAAGUUACGCCUUGUAUAAUUGAUCAAAAAUCAUGUACAUUAUUCUAUAAUAAUAUAUUAUUUAUUCAUGAUUAUAUGAUUAUAUCAAACAAUAAAAUAUAUAACCAAC
Messenger RNA from Solenopsis invicta (red fire ant), 824 nucleotides. RefSeq lists its product as uncharacterized. The transcript has 3 exons. Lineage: Eukaryota; Metazoa; Arthropoda; Insecta; Hymenoptera; Formicidae. The record is from RefSeq and is a predicted model, not a curated record. The coding region runs from base 160 to 738 and encodes 192 amino acids.